AUGUCGCAGCCAGUAGUAACCAUUAUCGUUGCUGCACUUAAACCUUUGUAUGGGAUAGGAUAUAAGGGUAGUCUUCCUUGGCGAUUACGUAAAGAGAUGGCCUAUUUCAGACGGGUCACGACGCGUACGGUUGAUCCAUCGUUAAGAAACGCGGUAAUUAUGGGGAGGAAAACUUGGGAAUCUAUACCGUCCAAGUUCAGACCUUUGCCUAAUAGGCUAAAUGUCAUAUUAUCCCGAUCGUUUGAGAAUAAAAUAAUUGACGAUGACGUAUUGCAUGCAAAGUCGGUUCAAGAUUCGUUACGACUUAUAAAAGACAAGAACAUUGAGCGAGUGUAUGUCAUUGGUGGUGCUGAGAUAUACAAUGAGUUUAUUAAAAGUGGAUUAGUGGAUAAUGUUUUGUUGACCGAGAUUGAAAAUACCGAGGAGGAACAGCUUGAAAUGGAUACGUUUUUGAAAUUUGAUGCCGAUCAAUGGAUUAAACUGUCUAAAUCGGACUUAAUUGAAUUCACGGGAGAAGAAGCCAUUGAUGACGAUAUACAAGAAAACAAGUUUAGUUACAACUACACAUUAUGGCUGAAACAAUAG
Molecule: messenger RNA, 585 nt
Organism: Lodderomyces margitis
Lineage: Eukaryota; Fungi; Ascomycota; Pichiomycetes; Serinales; Debaryomycetaceae
Gene: DFR1
Product: dihydrofolate reductase
Exons: 1
Coding region: 1-585 (194 amino acids)
Biological process (GO): tetrahydrofolate biosynthetic process; glycine biosynthetic process; folic acid metabolic process
Cellular component (GO): mitochondrion
Molecular function (GO): NADP binding; dihydrofolate reductase activity
Source: RefSeq, a predicted model, not a curated record